This is a messenger RNA of Penicillium angulare, 1797 nucleotides long. RefSeq lists its product as uncharacterized. The record is from RefSeq and is a predicted model, not a curated record. Bases 1 to 1797 code for a protein of 598 amino acids. Gene Ontology annotation, cellular component: mitochondrion. Gene Ontology annotation, biological process: lactate catabolic process. Gene Ontology annotation, molecular function: FAD binding; D-lactate dehydrogenase (NAD+) activity; D-lactate dehydrogenase (cytochrome) activity. The transcript has 4 exons. Lineage: Eukaryota; Fungi; Ascomycota; Eurotiomycetes; Eurotiales; Aspergillaceae.
AUGGUGCGCCCAAAUCCAAUUGCCCUACGAGGGGCCCUGCGCACAAUAAACGCCCGAUCUGCCCUUCCGCAACGAAGGCUGUUCGGUGCCUCCGCCCGCUACCUCGCAAACGAGAAACCCCAGCAGCCGUCCUUCAAAAGUCAGCUAUACGAAAGCACCCAACAGCGCUUGCAACGUGAGCGGGCCGAACAGGCGCGAUUCGCCCAGUACCAGACUCAAUCUCCCGGUAGUCGGUAUGCCGCUUUAGUUUUCGCAUUGGUCUUCUUCUCCACCGGUGCCUAUUACCUCGGAUCCCUCAAGCCACCUGCCCUUCCAAGCACGUCUACAAGUCCGCUCUCCGAGCUCGAACCCCCGAAACAUAAUGUCACCCCGUCCAACCUCCAGGCUGCGUGGUCUGAUUUUGUUGAGAUCCUCGGCAAGGAGAAUGUCUCCACGAAUCAAGGUGACCUCGAGUCUCACUCGGGAUCAGACUGGUCUUCCUACUCGCUGAAGGCGGAUGAGAAACCAUUCUUAGUUAUAUACCCCUCGACAACGGAGGAGGUGUCACAGAUUAUGAAGGUCUGCCACCGGCGAGUAAUCCCGGUCACUCCGUACUCAGGCGGCACAAGUCUCGAAGGACAUUUCGCCCCGACCCGCGGAGGGGUGUGCAUUGACUUCCGUCGCAUGGAUCGCAUCCUGCAGCUGAACAAGCAUGACCAUGAUGUCGUCGUACAGCCCGCACUAGGAUGGGAGGAGCUAAACGAGGAGCUGAUCAAGGAUGGAUUGUUCUUCCCACCGGACCCUGGUCCUGGCGCCAUGAUCGGCGGUAUGGUCGGCACAGGCUGCUCAGGAACAAAUGCCUAUCGCUACGGAACUAUGCGCGAAUGGGUUCUUUCACUAACAGUCGUCCUGGCAGAUGGCACAGUGAUCAAGACACGCCAGCGCCCUCGUAAAUCGAGUGCCGGAUACGACCUGACCAGACUCUUUAUUGGAAGCGAGGGAACCCUGGGUCUUGUGACAGAGGCAACCUUGAAAUUGACCGUGCGCCCCAAGAGUGAGAAUGUGGCCGUAGCCAGCUUCCCCAGCAUCCAGAAUGCAGCGGAGUGCGUCACCAACGUGGUGGAGGCGGGUAUCCCUGUUGCGGGUGUGGAGAUCCUGGACGACGUACAGAUGAAGUGCAUCAAUGCCAGCCAGACCACUAGCCGGCAAUGGAAGGAGUCCCCGACCAUCUUCUUCAAAUUCACUGGUACACCGGCAGCCGUCAAGGAGCAGAUUAGCAUGGUGCAGAAGAUUGCUUCUAACGCAUCCGGGAAAUCAUUCGAGUUCGCGCGUGGUGCAGAGGAAAUGAAGGAAUUGUGGAGUGCCCGGAAACAGGCACUUUGGAGUGUUAUGGCCAUGCGUCGGGGGCCCGAAGAUCGCGUCUGGACGACUGAUGUGGCUGUUCCCAUGAGCAGACUGCCUGAGAUCAUCGACAUAACCAAGGACGAUAUGACCAAGAGUGGCCUUUUGGCUGGUAUCUGUGGCCAUGUUGGAGAUGGCAACUUCCACGCUAUCAUUCUGUUUAACGAAAGCGAGAAGAAGGCCGCAGAGGGUGUGAUCCAUCGCAUGGUCAAGCGAGCUGUGGAGAUGGAAGGCACUGUCACAGGUGAACACGGCGUUGGCCUUGUCAAGCGGGACUAUCUCAACCAUGAAUUGGGUGAAACUACUGUAGAUGCUAUGCGCCGGUUGAAAUUGGCCUAUGAUCCCCUGCGUUUGCUUAACUGUGACAAAGUUGUCCGAACUGAGCUCCCAGCGCCUGGCGAGGUCAAGGAGUGGUAA